AUGAAAGCGAAUGAGAAGGUAGGACUAAAUUUCCUAAACCUAAAAGCUUAUCUACAAGCAGCACACCUUACAAACAUUAUAGGAAUGCAUUCCCAAACAUACAUCUCCCAAUGGGUAACCAUAGAGGAACACUACAGCAAACAACAAGACUUGGCAGUGAUGAUGUGGGUCCCUAAAGGCCCACUGAAAUUGCCCAACUCUACUCUUUCAACCACCAGGCUUCUACCCCAAUCUUGGAAUGAACACAGGUGCUUAGCCACCACCACACAACAAUGGUCCCUAGCAACACCUAUACGAUCGCUACAGGCAUACAAUGAUACUUUCAAUCACUGUAACUGGAAACAACAUGGCUUAACCCACAUACACCAACUAUAUACAGAAAAUGGGCUAAAAACGUUCCCAGAACUACAGGAG
Pelobates cultripes (western spadefoot toad) is the source of this 414-nucleotide messenger RNA. Lineage: Eukaryota; Metazoa; Chordata; Amphibia; Anura; Pelobatidae. The record is from the annotation of a GenBank genome assembly.